Molecule: messenger RNA, 4999 nt
Organism: Drosophila mojavensis
Lineage: Eukaryota; Metazoa; Arthropoda; Insecta; Diptera; Drosophilidae
Gene: Trpgamma
Product: transient receptor potential-gamma protein
Exons: 16
Coding region: 327-3704 (1125 amino acids)
Biological process (GO): manganese ion transport; regulation of cytosolic calcium ion concentration; calcium ion transmembrane transport
Cellular component (GO): membrane; cation channel complex
Molecular function (GO): store-operated calcium channel activity; protein binding; inositol 1,4,5 trisphosphate binding
Source: RefSeq, a predicted model, not a curated record
AAGUUGACGUGAAUAUUGCACUGGAGGUGAUUCGACAGCAGACGCGCUCGAUUGCCGCACUCAAGAGGAAAUCUCAACUCAAGUUGUCGAAAUGGAGCGAUGUCAAAGCGGCAGAAGAAGGCGAAGACGAAGGAAAAAAACUGCACUUCAUAAGUCCGGCACGCCGGAAAUCUGUGCUCGCUCCAAUACUGAGUAAGAUCAAGAAUGGUGUGGAUGGCACAGAUGCUGGGGAUAAGAGGUCGGCAGGCAGCGAGGGCAGCGGCAGCAGUCACAUAGCCGUCCAAAUUGAGCCAGCCAGGCGUGUGAAGCGCCAUAGCAUACACGGCAUGAUGGAGGAGGAGAACACCAUACGGCCGCAUCAGGAGAUACGCCAGCUAACGCUGGAGGAGAAGAAGUUCCUCUUGGCGGUGGAGCGGGGCGACAUGGCGGGCACUCGACGCAUGCUGCAGAAGGCACAGGACACCGAUUACAUCAAUGUCAACUGUGUCGAUCCCUUGGGCCGAACCGCCUUGCUGAUGGCCAUUGAUAAUGAGAAUCUGGAGAUGGUUGAGCUGCUCAUUAACUACAAUGUGGACACGAAGGAUGCGCUCUUGCACUCCAUUUCCGAGGAGUUUGUGGAGGCCGUGGAGGUGUUGCUGGACCACGAGAAUGUUACCUUCCAGAAUGAGGGCAAUCAUAGCUGGGAGUCUACUUCGGAGGAAACUUCAACGUUUACGCCAGACAUAACACCUUUGAUAUUGGCCGCCCAUCGGGACAACUACGAGAUCAUCAAAAUUCUGCUCGAUCGUGGCGCCGUUCUGCCCAUGCCACACGAUGUGCGUUGCGGCUGUGACGAGUGCGUCCUGUCCCGGCAGGAGGACUCGCUCAGGCACUCGCGCUCUCGAAUCAAUGCCUAUCGUGCGCUGGCCAGUCCCAGUCUUAUAGCACUGUCCUCCAAGGAUCCUAUACUCACGGCCUUCGAGCUCUCCUGGGAGCUGCGACGUCUCAGCUUUCUGGAACACGAAUUUAAGAACGAAUAUCAGGAGCUGCGAAAGCAGUGCCAGGAUUUUGCUACCGCCUUGCUAGAUCAUACGCGCACCUCGCACGAGCUGGAGAUCUUGCUAAAUCACGAUCCCACUGGCCCGGUCUUUGAGCAUGGCGAGCGCAUGCACCUGAAUCGCCUGAAGUUGGCUAUCAAACUGCGACAGAAAAAGUUUGUGGCGCACUCGAAUGUGCAACAGCUAUUGGCCAGCAUUUGGUAUGAAGGCCUACCUGGCUUUAGACGCAAAAACAUGGCUCUUCAGACACUGGACAUCAUUCGCAUUGGCAUCCUGUUUCCCAUUUUCUCGCUGGCCUACAUUCUGGCGCCGUACUCCAGCAUCGGGCAGACCAUGCGGAAGCCCUUCAUUAAAUUCAUUUGCCACAGCGCCUCGUACUUUACGUUCUUGUUCCUUCUAAUGCUCGCCUCGCAGCGCAUUGAGACCUUCAUUGGCAGUUGGUUCUGGUCGGACGCGACGACGAUGCUGAACCAGACGGAGGAACUGCAGCUGCCCACCAAGCGCGGAGCCAAGCCCACCUUCAUCGAGUGGCUGAUUCUGGCCUGGGUGAGCGGGCUCAUCUGGAGCGAGGUGAAGCAGCUGUGGGACGUGGGCCUGCAGGAGUACCUCAAUGAUAUGUGGAACGUCAUUGACUUUGUGACCAACUCCCUCUACGUGGCCACAGUGGCACUGCGCGUCGUCUCGUUCUUUCAGGUGCAAAAGGAGAUGAAGGUUAAUUCGCAGGCCACGGACUUGCCGCGCGAGCGCUGGGACACCUGGGACCCCAUGCUCAUAUCGGAGGGCCUGUUCAGUGCAGCGAACAUUUUCAGUAGCCUCAAGCUGGUGUACAUCUUCUCGGUGAACCCACACUUGGGGCCACUGCAGGUCUCGCUGUCGCGCAUGGUCAUGGACAUCAUGAAGUUCUUCUUCCUUUACGUCCUGGUGCUCUUCGCCUUUGGCAGCGGCCUCAACCAGCUGCUCUGGUACUAUGCUGAUCUGGAGAAGAAGCGCUGUCCCGAGGUCUCACCCAGCCUCCUGCUCAACUUGAAUGGCACCAAUGAUCCGAAUGCCUGCAUUGUCUGGCGACGUUUCUCCAAUCUUUUUGAGACCACUCAAACCCUAUUUUGGGCUGUCUUUGGGCUGAUUGAUCUGGACAGCUUCGAGCUGGAUGGCAUCAAGAUCUUCACACGUUUCUGGGGCAUGCUCAUGUUUGGCACCUAUUCGGUUAUCAACAUCGUAGUGCUGCUCAAUCUCUUGAUAGCCAUGAUGAACCACUCGUAUCAGCUAAUAUCGGAACGUGCUGAUGUGGAGUGGAAAUUCGCACGCUCCAAAUUAUGGAUCAGUUACUUCGAGGAGGGCGGCACUUGCCCGCCCCCGUUCAAUAUAAUUCCCACGCCCAAGUCCAUAUGGUACGCCAGCAAAUGGAUGCGUCAGGUGUUCUGCAGCGGCUCCUCGGCCGCUCGACGGGAGCACCUGAAGACAAUACGUCGCAAAGCACAGCAGGCCAGCGACAGGGACUUCAAGUAUCAGCAGAUAAUGCGUAAUCUGGUGCGUCGCUAUGUCACCGUGGAGCAGCGCAAGGCGGAGUCUCAGGGUGUCACAGAGGAUGAUGUCAACGAGAUUAAGCAGGACAUCUCUGCUUUCCGCUGCGAGCUGGUGGAGAUACUGAAGAACAGCGGCAUGGAUACGAACGUGACUGCAGGACAAGGUGGCGGCGGCGGUGGCAAGAAGAAUCGCCAGAAGGAGCGUCGGCUCAUGAAAGGCUUUAAUAUUGCGCCACCAGGCUCGACGAGCUCCUUGGCCCCGGUGGCCGAGUUCUCCACAUCGCUGGAUAAUUAUGAUAAUCAGCAUGAGAUACUUAGCUCCACGCUCUCCACACUCUUCACGCCCAACUUCAUACACAGACGCCAGAACACCACUGGCGGCAUGGGUGGCGCUGAGUCACCCACCACGCCCACUCAGAGCCCGGCAGCAGCAACGCCCGCCACGGCUGCCACAAAGUACAAUAAGACCACGUUAAAGUACAACAAACGCAUUGCAGGCCACAAGAAACGCUGGGGUACACUGAUUGAAGCCGCCAAGGUGGGCAACAUGAGCAAAAUGCUGGGACGCUCCAAGUCGGAGGAUUCCGUCUGCGAUUCCUCGCAUGACACCACAUCUGUGCACGACCAGGUGCGUGUGAGCUAUGCCCAAGGCUCGGCCCAGUGCACAGUUAACUACAGACAGAACGGCGGAGAUGGCAAUACCCUGGGGUCAGCUCUGCCACCGCCUCCAGCAGCCUCCUCGGCACACACGUAUGGGGGCGUGGGCGCGCACUUCUUUCACACAACGACAGGUCUAACUGCCAUUGCUGCUCUGAAACGCAAACGCAAAAAAUUCUCAUCAAGCAAAAACAUUUGCCCCGUGACGGAAUCAAUUGCAGCUGCCAAUGCAGCGGAGCUAUUGAAUGAUAAGACGCUUAAACGUGUGUCCAGCUAUCCGGCAGCCACUGCUCAGGUAAGUGGCCCACACAAGGAUACCGCUCAGGUGGUGAAGCCGCGACGGCAUGAGCAAACGCAAAGUCAACAUGAUUCGGUUGAGGCCUCCACGGAGUUCACACUAUCCAUUGAUCCAUCCAAUACGUCUGUCAAUUCGCGUGAGCCUUUGAUUAGCAGCAGCUGUGUCUCUACCAUGGGCACCAUUGGCUGAAUAUCAGUGAAUGAAUUCACAUUACAGAAAAAUAAUAACUAAAUGAAAUAGAUUAACAAAAACUUAAGUAAAAUGGCAAAAAGUUUUUGCUAAUUUGUCUGCUCAAUCCAAAUUCAUUCAGUCACUCACACAAAAAUGCAUUUGUACCAUAUACAUAUGUAUAUAUAAUAUAUAUAUAUAUGUAUUAAGCAGACGAGCCAUGGGAUUUGAAAUGCUACCAAUACCAAAUAUUAUUAUAUAUAUAUGUAUACAUAUACAUAUGUAACUAACCCAUAUCGAUGUUAAAAGCUGCCUUAGCAUUAGAAAUAAAUGUUAGCAUAAGCGAAAAGGGUAUAUCUGUCUUAAGAGAUGGUUGAAGAAAAUAUUAAAAAAUAUACUAAAAUAUAUAUAUAAUAAUAAAAUAAAAUAUAUAUAAUAAAUAAUAAUUUAAAAAAAAGCAAAUAAAAUAAUUCACAUGUUUAUGUGACAAGUUUUUGGAAGCAUAUUAAAUUAUUGUACUUGGACCUAGGACUACGAAAUGUUUUUCAUGUUUCAUACAUAAGUGAGAUAAAUAUAAAAUAAAGCAAAUACCACAAUAUUUUAUACACCGAUUUUAACCAAACUCAACAAACAACAAUAAACGAAUUGCGAAACUGUUAAUGAUUUUAGCGCCUAUAUCCUGAAAUACCUAUAAGUAUAUAAUAUAUUUUGUAGUUACCAUAAAAAAAAAAAAAAUGCUACAAAUUUUUAGAUGGUUUUUAGGUAAAUGCAAAUGUAAUUUUGAAUUGUAUUAGUAUGUUGAAGUUCACAAAAAUCUUAGACUUAGAUUAAUAACUAAAUGCAACUAAAACUAACAGAAAUAACGAAUUAAUUAAACAAUGAAUAGCGGGAAAUACUAAUGAUAUUAAUAAUAUUACAAUAACUGCGAUAAACGAACAUCUAGUUGAUUUAAAUGUUAUAUUUAAUUUUCAUAUAAAUACAUACACAUAUGCAAAUACGAAUACGAAUACGAAUACAAAACUUACAUAUCAAACAAAAUACGAUAACGUCCAACUAACAGAUAAUUUAUGUUAUAUAUUAUUUAAGAUGAUUAAAAAAUACGAGAAAAUCUAUGUUAUAGUGUGAAUUGGUUUAGCUAACUAUGGUAGAAUGAGAAAGUGUUAACAAUAAAAAUAAUGAUGAAUAAAGCAUUUUAAGUACGCAACUUAUUUCACUUCAAAAACUCUUUGCAAAGUACAUCAUUCAUUAUCUCAUCUAUCCCAUUUUAUAGUCGGUCACUUGAUGAAUGUCUUCACUUGACUUGAUCAACGUCUAUC